Messenger RNA from Daktulosphaira vitifoliae (grape phylloxera), 678 nucleotides. RefSeq names its product cell death abnormality protein 1-like. NCBI's taxonomy places the organism in Eukaryota, Metazoa, Arthropoda, Insecta, Hemiptera, Phylloxeridae. The transcript has 5 exons. The annotation marks the transcript as partial. The record is from RefSeq and is a predicted model, not a curated record.
UUCAAGUAAUAUUUUUUUUUGUUAAAUUUUAAAUAGAAAUCACUCGAGCAAUGGCUGCCAAUACCUAUUCACCUAAAGAAUGCGGCAAAAAUAAAUAUGGCGCUGAUUGUACUGCUUGGUGUUCACAAAAGAAGACUUUUUGUCAGAACAUGUUGUUUUGCACAUAUAGUAAUGGAUGUUCCUGUGCAGCUGGAUACACUGGACCUUUAUGCAAUAAAGAAUGUACCGAAGGAACUUACGGCCGCAGAUGUAAAAAAAUAUGUUCAAACAAUUGUAAAACUCAAUGCGAUAAUAUUUUAGGAACUUGUAAAGGAGGAUGUAAAAAUAAUUUUAUUAUGCCGUAUUGUAUUGAAAAAUACCCAGUUCUAAUCGAACCGCCUAAAUUAGAUUUUUCAGAUUUUCAUUCAAUAAAUUUAGUUUUAAAUUUAUUGAAUGAAAAUAUCUUUGGAAGCAAAAGUAAAAUUCCGUCUUUUUAUCAGAUAGUUUACAAGCCAAUUUCAAGUGAAUUAGAUUUCCAGUAUUCUUCAAUAAAACCCAUAAAUACUUUUCUUCUUAAAGACAAAAUAAGCAAUUUAGUAGCAGCAACAAUGUAUACGGUUGGUGUAAUAUUGAUUGCAGAAGACGGAAAUUCAAACAAAGAUGAUAUAAACACUGCUAACUAUUUCACAAAAUGCUUCA